CCGAUGCGGCGUAGCAAUUCCAGUUCAACAGUUCGGAAAUCAUCAACAUCGUCUACCCCUCCUAUACCCUCUCAUGCAGCUGCUUCGAUACCCGCUCCCACUGAUUACGCACAUCCUCCACUGACGAUGCUGCUCACCCUUCUGUCGCCUCCGCCGCUCUCAGCGUCCACGGCAAUGGCACAGUCAACACCCGCCACAUCCACCUGGACAUCUCUCGCGCUGACAUAUACCCUCUCGCUCCCAUUGACAUUCUUCGAGCCGUUCGUCUCGCGGCUGCUUCCAUACCUAUUGUAUACACACGUGCUAUCUGCGUUGCGGCUGACAGAGAUUGUCCGCGCCGCUCGCCGGGCACUCUUUCCUGAAGGUUGGCCAGGACCUACACCGCCGGAACCGACGCCAGAAGAGCAGGUGGCCAUACGUACAGAGCUCAGGCGACGGUUGCUUGCUGCCGUGCCAGUACCUCUGGCUGUCUUCCUUGGUCCUACGCCCGAGGCGCGAGCAUAUACGAUUGACGCAAUGCUCGACCCUCUCUCAUCACAAGCCUGCAACGCGCAUCUCACACUGUUCAUCCUAGACCUGGUAUUGUUGACUGUGUUCCCCGAGUUGGGUGCAAGUGAGACGGCCGCGGCGGCGGUUACGGAGGGCAGUGUGGACAGGACGGGUGCCACCUAG
This is a messenger RNA of Laetiporus sulphureus 93-53, 672 nucleotides long. RefSeq lists its product as uncharacterized. The transcript is spliced from 2 exons. The coding region runs from base 4 to 672 and encodes 222 amino acids. NCBI's taxonomy places the organism in Eukaryota, Fungi, Basidiomycota, Agaricomycetes, Polyporales, Laetiporaceae. The record is from RefSeq and is a predicted model, not a curated record.